AGUAUUCUGCGGCAAGAGAGCGAAUGGAGGGAGGUAGGCGGCCCAUCAAGCACUACUGUACCACGCCUAUCACAUCCCAUCAGCUCCAGCAUCAUAAUCGGAGCACAACCAAUUCCGUCGUCUCCACCAUGUGAGCCCAUUCCCAGAUCAGCCAACAUGGCUCCUCGUUCCCCCUUCCCCCUCGUCCCAUCACGGCCGCUCUUAUUUCGCACUUCAACCACACUGGCUCUCGCUUGUUCUUUCCGACCCACAGCAUUUUCUCCUCUAACACGAGCACGAGCACGCGAGUCGCAGCCAUGUCGCCCGACACCCACCAGAGCCUCGCGACCAUGACAGCAGCACCUCACAACGCAGACAGCGCCACGUCCGCGUCGUUGCCCGCCAUGACCGCAUCUCUCGCUCCACCAGGCACCGUUGCCUCCGCGUCGCUGCACGGGAGCGCCCCGGCGGCGUCGCUGCCGGACCACAUUCUGCUGCGGUGCCUCGCCGCCGUGCCCUUCCCGCUCUACCGCUCGCUCCAGGCCGUUUGCGCCGCGUGGCGCGACCUCGCCGACCCGCGCACGCUGCACAAGAUCCGCUGCGCGGAGGGUCUGAGCGCGCUGUGGCGCGUCGACCUGGAGAACGAGUACCGCGAGGGCGCCUUCCAGGGGCUCGGCGGCAAGGCCCGCCGCCACGACUCGCGCGCGCAGCCGCCUCGCGGCCUGGCGCGGCAGCGCAGCAGCAGCAGCAACGACGUGAACCGGAUCGACGUGGGCAGCUGCUGCCACGCGGACACUCGGCCGUGCGGCCGCUGCAGGACGAGCGACGACGCCAGCGACGUGCGCGUGAAGCCGCUCGACGGGCCUCUCCGCCUGCAGUACGGCGCCGUCGGCAUACCAGGUGAGCCCGUGCUGGUGGUGCUGGGCGGGCGGUCGCCCUUCCCCGUGUUCUGCCGGGAGGUGGUGCGCGCGUACGACCAGGUGGACGCCUACAACGCCGUCACCGACCACUGGCACGCCCUCGCGCCCAUGCCCACCGCCCGAUUCGCGUCUGGCGCCGCGGCCUUCGUGCACCCCGCCACUCGGGAGGCCUACGUGGCAGUAGCGGGUGGCUAUGCGUCCAAUGGGGAGGCGCUAUCAGAUGCUGAACUGUACCACGUCAGCAGCAACACGUGGUUGACCCUGCCGCCGCUCAAGCAUGCCAGUGGGGCGUGCAGGGCAGUGGUGCACGGCACGCGCUUCAUCGUGGCGCAGCGCAGCGGCGGCCCCUCGGAGUCCCUCGACCUCGCUGCCCUGCUCUCGUGCUUACCGCCCACCACUCCCUCGCUCUCCACCUCCUCACUCUCCGCUCACGCCGUGGCUGACAGCGUGGUGUGGCAGCAGGAGACAGCUGAGACCAGGGACAGGCUGGUUGUUCCGCCUAGUCAGCAGGAGCAUCUGGGAACGACGGCUGGAGCGAUUGAUUCACAGGAUGGGAACACUGGUUGGGACUCGGUAUUUAUGUGGCUGUAGAGGCAGACCGUAAACCCCCGAAAAGUACACCAUGGGGCAGGCCUGAGCUUUCAUAAUUUUUUGUUAGCGUACAUAUUUACAUGUACUGGCAGACUAGAGAGUACAACACACAUAUAGGUAGGAACCCUGUCCUGCGUGCGCAUGAUCAUAUCAAAUUGAAAAUUGAAUGUAUGAUAGAGUGAGA
Messenger RNA from Closterium sp. NIES-67, 1674 nucleotides. The record is from the annotation of a GenBank genome assembly. NCBI's taxonomy places the organism in Eukaryota, Viridiplantae, Streptophyta, Zygnematophyceae, Desmidiales, Closteriaceae.